This is a messenger RNA of Cheilinus undulatus (humphead wrasse), 1234 nucleotides long. RefSeq names its product tRNA-yW synthesizing protein 3 homolog (S. cerevisiae) (gene tyw3). The transcript is spliced from 6 exons. Gene Ontology annotation, molecular function: tRNA methyltransferase activity. Gene Ontology annotation, biological process: tRNA methylation. The record is from RefSeq and is a predicted model, not a curated record. The coding region runs from base 96 to 902 and encodes 268 amino acids. Gene Ontology annotation, cellular component: cytoplasm. Lineage: Eukaryota; Metazoa; Chordata; Actinopteri; Labriformes; Labridae.
UCCUGUACCGAGUAAAUGACGGUUUGAAGGUUUUGGUCGCCGUAAACUCUAAAGAAGAUUCCCGGUGAGGUGGACCCCCUGAUGAGGAGUCAGACAUGGAGAAGAGCUUCAGCCAGUGGAAGAACCAGUGUCUGAGAAAACUGGACCUCAGUAAGAAAUCCAGCGUGGAUGAAGGAGUUGAAGAUGUGGUGACUCUGCUCAACAGCUGCGAGGAGUUCUUCACUACCAGCUCCUGCUCCGGGAGGAUCAUCCUCAUAGACGCAGUGUCUGACAGCAGAGAUGUCCAGAAGCAAAAUUGUGUUUGGCUGUUCGUCUCACAUCUGAAAUGCACACCUGAUGACCUGAUGUCCGCUCUGGCCAGGUCCAGUGCAGAUGCUGUGUUGAAGUUCGAGCCCUUUGUUCUCCAUGUUCAGUGUAGACAGCUGGAGGAUGCACAGCUGCUGCACUCGGUAGCCAUUAACUCGGGCUUCAGGAACUCUGGGCUCACUGUCAGUAAGACAGGAAAAAUCCUCACGGCCGUCCGGAGCACCCAUGGUCUGGAGGUUCCCCUCAGCAGUAAAGGGAAGCUCCUGGUUGACCACGACUACGUUGAUUUCAUAACCAAGACUGCCAAUCACAAGAUGGAGGAGAACCUUAGACGGAUACAAAGGUUCUACCAGAAUCUGCAGGCAUCCCUGUCCAGCAGAGACCAGCUCAAAAAGCUGCAGAUCUCUGAUUCUAAAGUCUGGAAGGAGCUACGGGAUCAUGGUCAUGGCGGUGAGGCAGAGGAGCAGGAAGAGAAGAAAACAACGGUUUACAAGCGGAGGCGGAAAAGAGAACACUUCUGUCAGACUGACUGUUGCCAUGGUGAUGAGUCUAGCAGGGAACCGGAUUUGGAAGACUGUCUGGAUCUGUUCACAUAAACCAGUGGCUGCUCUUAUUAUCACCCUCAGGUUAAAAGUUUUUCUUUAAAUGACUUUUUGGUACAAAUUUAUCUAUGACUGAGGCUGGAACCACAUGGAGAACAAACUAGUCCAGAUCCUGGUCCAGAUUCUACAGUUCCUAACCACAGAACCACUGAUGGGGAACUUCGUGUGUAAUGGAAAAGAAGCUGCUAAUUUUAUUGUGUCAUGGCUGUGUUUGAUCCUCUAUGCUUCCCUUAUUCUAGAGAGAAACCUGCAGAGUAAUGAUGGAGGCGCGACAUGACGGGAUACCUGUGGUAUAACGACGGGGGCAGGUUUACCUGCAGAAUAAC